Oryzias latipes (Japanese medaka) is the source of this 1451-nucleotide messenger RNA. RefSeq names its product nuclear factor of activated T cells 2 interacting protein (gene nfatc2ip). Lineage: Eukaryota; Metazoa; Chordata; Actinopteri; Beloniformes; Adrianichthyidae. The record is from RefSeq and is a predicted model, not a curated record. Gene Ontology annotation, biological process: positive regulation of transcription by RNA polymerase II; cytokine production.
CGGAAACGGUGAGUGGCGGCUAUCCUCCGUGAUUCCUGUAGUGAAACCGGUCUCCGUGGGGGCUGGUCGUGGCUGACGGGUGUUGUUGAGUGAACGAACUAUAAACUUCAAGUGAAGUUUGGGACGCGGAGCCACAGGAUCGUCGGAUUUCUUGAAUAUUGGAUUACGCAGGCUUUUCACAAUAAGAGUCUGCUGUUAGCAAACAUUGUGUCGCACCGAGGAGACACAUGGAGGCGAUGGCCGUUUGUUCUGGUUUAAAGUGAGUUCACCUUUCGAUGUUCUUUCGGCUGAAGACUACUGCAGCAGAAUGACGGCUUUCCAGGCGCGUGGCUGAAGGUUAUAAGGUUUUUGGCGGCGACAUUCAGCAGAUGGAUCCGCCCCCCAAACGGCGGCGGGUCCUCGACCCGUCUGCCAUCGCCCCGGUCCCCAUCUACUCCAACAAGGUGAGCAGCGGCCUGCAGCUGAAGCCAACGUCCUCUUUGUUCGCCGAGAGCGAAAACGCAGACGACGCUGAUGACUGUCUGUGGGCGGAGUUUUCCUCCAAGGAGGCCGCUGAUGUCAUCUGCUUAAGCGACUCGGAGGAGGAGCCUGGAUCCCAUCAGCGCCUCGCAGAACCAAGAAAGGAGCGUGCAGAAACGCCGCGCUGCCCGACCCCCCCACCAGACAGUCCCGUGCAGAAACAGUCCAGGAAGGUCCGACAGAAGACCAAUGAGAUCAACAGGAGGCUGCAGGCGGCGAGCUCCGUCCUCUCCCCGAAGUCUCGCCCCACGGCGGCCCCCUGUGCCCCCCCGCCUGUGGAGGAGCAGGCAGACGACGAUGACAUCAUCGUCUUGGUGACCCCCGGCACUCGGAGUCUGCCGGACUCCUCCGACCCGGCCCGGAAGAUUCCCCUCAAGGUCCGCUGCAGAACGGAGAUCCACCGGGUCCAGGUGCUGCCGUCCACGCCGUUAGGCCAGGUGCUCCGCCAGCUGUCCGUCACCCUGGACGUCCCGCCCUCCCAGCUGCUGUUGCUCAGGGAGGAGGCGGAGCUUCCACCACACCUCACCGUGGAAGAGCUCCGGCUCGGCAUUGCUGACAUCAUCGACUGCGUCGUCAUGGCGACGGAGGAGAAGAGCGGCAGCCUCAUCACGGUGCGGCUGCAGAGCAAAGACCGCGGAUCCUCGCAGAGCUUCUCCGUUCACAGAGACGCGCCGCUGGCCUCCGUCUUCUCCCAGUAUCUGUCCGGCGUGACGGCCGCCGCUCGCUCCAAGGCCCGCUUCCAGUUCGACGGGUCCCGGGUGACGGGCGAGCAGACGGCGGCGCAGCUGGACAUGGAGGACGGAGACAUGGUGGAGGUGUGGAUCUGAGCGUCGCCCAAACGCCGUCCGUCAUGGAGUCACUUUGGGGCGGAACGUUCAGAUGUUCUCCUCCAGAAACUGUCAAAUAAUUUAAACCUUUCUGUCUGCACUGAA